Molecule: messenger RNA, 1429 nt
Organism: Phyllopteryx taeniolatus (common seadragon)
Lineage: Eukaryota; Metazoa; Chordata; Actinopteri; Syngnathiformes; Syngnathidae
Gene: ntpcr
Product: nucleoside-triphosphatase, cancer-related
Exons: 6
Coding region: 105-683 (192 amino acids)
Molecular function (GO): ATP hydrolysis activity
Source: RefSeq, a predicted model, not a curated record
GUGAAUUUUAAAACAAAUCGUUCGAUAGAGUUGUGCGCAUGCGCACGCUUUGUUUCCGGAAGUGAAGCAGUGAAGUAGAAGGCGGGCGCUGGACGCGGCACCAAAUGCUCAGACACGUUUUCUUGACAGGACCGCCAGGUGUGGGUAAAACCACGUUGGUCCAGAAGGCGUGUGAUGCGCUGCUCUCCUCGGGCCAGGCGGUGGAAGGCUUUUACACGGAAGAGGUCAGGGAAGGAGGCCGCAGAGUGGGGUUUGAUGUGGUCACAGUGAGUGGAGAAAGAGACCACCUGUCCAGAAUCAGAGACAUUGCGGGUGACUCUCACAGCAGACGGGAGUACACAGUUGGCCAAUAUGUUGUGGAUUUACCUUCAUUUGAACGCCUGGCCCUCCCCCUCUUCACGAAGGUGGGCUCGGAAGACGGGACCGGCAAGAAGGUGUUUGUCCUUGACGAGAUUGGGAAAAUGGAACUCUUUAGCCAGCCGUUCAUCAAGGCGGUGAGACAGACAUUAGACUGCUCUAGCUGCACCAUCUUGGGCACCAUCCCCAUCCCCAAGGGGAAACUGCUUGGUCUGGUGGAAGAUGUGCGGACGAGGAGCGAUGUCAGGGUCUUCACUGUGUCUAAGGAAAACAGAAAUGCCAUUCUGCAAGAUAUUCUAUCAGCACUUCAGGAGUGUUUAAAAUAACACUGCUAACACAAGGAUAACAACUCUAGAAAGGGGUCGCGGGUGUGCUGGAGCCUAUCCCAGCUGACUCCGGGCAAGAAGCGGGGUACACCCUGGAGUGGUCGCCAGCCAAUCGCAGGGGAUUUCUCCAGAUUCUCAGAAUUUUUUGGUUGUAUUAUGGACUUUAGAUGAUCUUUCGUCUUGUCCUGUUAGGGGUCGCCAUAACGCGUCACCCUUUUUGAUGUAAGCCUAUCUCCUCUCUCUAACACCAACUGCCCUCAUGUCUUCGCUCCAUACAUCUAUCAACCUUCUCUUUGGUCUUCCUCUAGCUUUCUUGCCUGGCAGCACCAUCCUCAUCACUCUUCUAACAGUAUACCAACCAUCUCUCUUCUGGACGUGUCCAAACCAUCAAAGUCUGCUCUCGCUAACUUAGUCUCCAAAACAUCCAACCUCGGCCGUCCCUCUGAUGAGCUCAUUUCUGAUUUUAUCCAACGUGGUCACUUGGAGAGAGAACCACAACAUCUUCACAUCACCUCCAGCUCUGAUCCAUGUUGUCUCUUCGGAUGAGCUAACCUCUCGUAGGGGAAUAGCAAUAUUUUCUGCAUGUUUUUCCCCCCCGGCUACUCUGAAUUUGUUUAGCAUUCCAAAAAUAUGCAUGUUCUGUCAAAGUGUAACCAAACAGGAGAAAAAAAAGGAAAACAUACAAGUGUUGUUAACAAUCCUGACAAUGAAUGAAUGAAUUAAAAACAUUAUGUAUGUGAAAUCAG